This is a messenger RNA of Bradysia coprophila, 1434 nucleotides long. It is a transcript of the gene Galphaf, whose product is annotated as G protein alpha subunit f. The record is from RefSeq and is a predicted model, not a curated record. Gene Ontology annotation, molecular function: G-protein beta/gamma-subunit complex binding; G protein-coupled receptor binding; guanyl nucleotide binding. Gene Ontology annotation, biological process: adenylate cyclase-activating dopamine receptor signaling pathway; sensory perception of chemical stimulus. NCBI's taxonomy places the organism in Eukaryota, Metazoa, Arthropoda, Insecta, Diptera, Sciaridae. Gene Ontology annotation, cellular component: cytoplasm; heterotrimeric G-protein complex.
GACUUCUAUUGAAAUGUAUCUCCAGUGUUUAGUGAGAUACCGCGUAUUCAAUGACGGUGAAAUUUGCUGAUCGAUUGUUCUUAAAUAAUUGCUAGAAUUUUUGAAUACGUGGAGAGGAUAACAGGAAAAUAGGACACUUCUGUGACCAGCUUUGUAUCACAGACGGCAAGUGAUUAAACCAUCAAGAGAGUAAAAUGUUGGGCUGCAUAAAACCUCGAAAUGAAGAAAGCGUGAGAUCUAAACAACUCGAUAAAGAGCUACAAAUCGUGCAUCGUCAGUUCGAAAAAGCUAUCAAAAUUCUAUUAUUGGGUACAGCAGAAUCGGGAAAAACUACAAUACUCCAACAGAUGAAGAUUCUACACAUCAAUGGGUUCACCAGAGAGGACAUAAUCCAUAAAACCAAGGAAAUACGACAAAAUAUACACGAGUCCAUAUAUGAACUAGUUGUACAAAUGCAAAAGUUACAAAUUCCAUACGACACUACACAAAGUCGAAAGAGUGGAGAAUGGAUCGUGAAUUUCGGCAAACACUCUCCAGAUCAUUUUGUCGAUGAAUACACUGACAAUGUUGUGACCUUAUGGAACGAUAAUGGAAUACGGGAGUGUUACAGAAGAUCUAACGAAUUUUAUUUAAUUGAUAGCGCAAAAUAUUUCCUCGAUAAACUAGAAUUGGUAGCCCACUCAGACUACAUACCAACCACUGAUGAUAUUUUACAUAGCAGAAAAAUGACAACUGGAAUCAAUCAAAUUUCAUUUUCGGUAAAAAUACCGAAAAGUAUGGGCGGUGGCUCGCAAGAGUUCCGGAUGUUCGAUGUGGGUGGUCAACGUGAUCAGCGAAACAAGUGGCUGCAAGUGUUUGAAGGAAUUCAGGCCGUUCUAUUUCUGAUUUCAUGCAGUGACUUCGAUCAAACACUUCGAGAGGAUCCAACGCAAAAUCGGCUAAAAGAAGCAUUGGAACUGUUCAGUGGCGUCUGGCACAAUCGCUUCCUAUCGUCGUCCGGAAUUAUUGUCUUCCUCAACAAGCAAGAUAUUAUGGAAAUGAAAAUCCGCAACGGUACGAGAAUGGAGGAUUACUAUCCGGACUUUAAGGACUUUAAAAUAUCAGCUAAUGAGGGAAACGUUUUCGAUGAAUGCGAUCGAUUAAGACUGUUUAUCAAACAUAAGUUGAUUAAUGUAACUCAACAACCAGCUAGACGAUUAUCUCGAGCCCAUACUCAGCGGGAGUGCUAUUAUCAUUUCACUGUGGCUACAGAUACAACCAAUAUUCGGAAAGUGUUCAAUGAUGUACAUAAUAUGAUUUUAACCGAUAAUCUAACGUCUGUGGGUCUGAUUUGAUGUCGUGUUGUCGUGUAGUCGUAAGUUCAUUUUUUAAUCGAAUAAUUUAUUUUUUGUAUUUAACGGAGAGAUUAAAGUUGGACGGUGUAAUAUAGCUGAC